GAACAACCUAUGAACUUAUCGGUGAAUGGUCAAUCGCAGGUUCCUCCAGGCUUCCGUUUCCAUCCAACUGAGGAGGAGCUUCUUCAUUACUACUUACGCAAGAAAGUCGCGUACCAAAAGAUUGACCUAGAUGUUAUACGCGACAUUGAUCUCAAUAAACUCGAACCUUGGGACAUUCAAGAAAGAUGCAAGAUUGGUUCGGGUCCUCAAAACGAUUGGUAUUUCUUUAGUCAUAAGGACAAGAAAUAUCCAACCGGGACACGAACCAACCGAGCCACAGCUGCUGGAUUUUGGAAGGCGACAGGUCGGGAUAAGGUUAUAUAUGGUGGGUUGAAGAGGAUCGGGAUGAGAAAGACUUUAGUCUUCUAUAAAGGCCGAGCUCCUCAUGGUCUCAAGUCCGAUUGGAUAAUGCAUGAAUAUAGGCGAGAUGAUCCACAAGAUCAAGCUAAUGCUGGAGAUUUGGGGCCGGAGGAAGGCUGGGUGGUAUGCAGAGUAUUCAAGAAAAAGAAUUAUCACAAGGCCUUGGAUUCUCCCCAAAUUGCAACACAUCAUUCAAUGGAUUCUUCAAGAACCCUAAACAAGAUUAACAUGCCAACCGAUGACGCUGUUUUGGAUCAAAUACUUACAUACAUUGGCCGUCGUUCGACAUGCAAAAAUGAGCACGAGCCCAAUAACAAUAUUCAUUUCCCACCACUCGUCGCUGAUCGGGCUCACGAUCGUGAUCAAGGCCUAACUCAAUAUCGCCACUACUCGCAGCUUCCGAUGCUAGAUAAUGCAAACUUCGGUGUGAUUAAGUCGAACCAUGAUUCACCACUUGAUGAAGAUAUCGUUUGUGUUGUGGAAACUGGCGAAUCCUCAAAUUGGACAGCUAAGGACAUGAACGAUUGGGCUGAGAUGGAUAGGCUUGUCGCGUCCCAAUUAAAUUGCCAACUUGAUUCAUCCAAACAAUUCAACAACAUAAAUGACAUGUCUUACUCAAUGGAUCAUCACGAUCAUGAACUUGGUGAAAACAAACAAGAACAAGAUGAGAUAAAUCAACUUCAUGAAUCCCCUCGAUUGGUGUAUGGCGACGAGAUUGACCUAUGGAGCUUCGUUCGAUCCUCGUCAACAUCAGACCCUUUAUGCCACUUAUCAGGGUAG
Messenger RNA from Impatiens glandulifera, 1140 nucleotides. RefSeq names its product NAC domain-containing protein 43-like. Gene Ontology annotation, molecular function: DNA binding. The record is from RefSeq and is a predicted model, not a curated record. Bases 10 to 1140 code for a protein of 376 amino acids. Lineage: Eukaryota; Viridiplantae; Streptophyta; Magnoliopsida; Ericales; Balsaminaceae. Gene Ontology annotation, biological process: regulation of DNA-templated transcription. The transcript is spliced from 3 exons.